AUGCCAGCAUUCGCACCACACAAGUCGACUCACGACGUUUCCAUCAUGGCCUUCGCGACCAACGACCCAUUAAAGCCCGACCAACGAUACGACGCCUUACGCAACACCGACGAUCACUCGGAUUCAAGUACGGAGGUUGACGACUGGGACACAGAAGAUGCAGUCCGGCCGAGACGAAGACGCAAGACGGUGUGGAAGAGGCUGAAGGGCUAUCGCUGGAUACUGGACACGGCGCUUCUCCUCGUCAUUGUGGGGUUGCUGGUGGAGAAGAGAUGGCAAAAGCAUGCGAAAAGCCAUCAAUACGAGCUCGCGGGAGACAUUACAGGAUUUGCGCCAACGUUCUCGCAACAGAUUGUGAGCUUCAAGCCCAGUUCUGUGUUCGCCCCAGAAGAUGCGGCAGAGUUCUGGAGUAACGAGACGCAACAUGCAUGGCUGAGCAUCGUACCAGAGGGCUUGGGCUACGUCAACGUGAAGAAGCCCUCCGAGUACUCAAACCUCCCACACCCGAUACACGACUAUCCCAAUCAUACCGUCUUCACCACAUCCGUAACGCAUCAGCUGCACUGUCUCUAUACUAUACUGGGCGCCUACAACUCCAUGAAGCUGAUGGUCGCGUCACCUGUGUCAGCGAACCCUGUCAAGAUGCCAUGGCACAUCAACCACUGCUUCGAAUACAUUAGACAGGCGAUAAUGUGCGCUGGAGAUGUGGCGCUGGAAGGGGCUGCGACAAGCUUCCCUGGCGACGAGCAUGGAGAAGAUCGGGGUGGGAGUGACGGUUGGGAUGCGAAGCAUGUGUGCAAAGACUACACACAGGUAUAUGAAUACCUAGAGAAGGAAACGAUCAAUCACAUGAAGUGGAUCUCAUCGGAUUAG
Messenger RNA from Alternaria ethzedia, 873 nucleotides. RefSeq lists its product as uncharacterized. Gene Ontology annotation, biological process: mycotoxin biosynthetic process. Bases 1 to 873 code for a protein of 290 amino acids. The record is from RefSeq and is a predicted model, not a curated record. Lineage: Eukaryota; Fungi; Ascomycota; Dothideomycetes; Pleosporales; Pleosporaceae. The transcript is spliced from 2 exons.